ACAAUACAGUUUAUUUAAGUUCACAUCUUCUGCAUAAUUGCUUAAAAUCAUCGCUUACUUUUUCACUUUUUAAUGUUUCAAGCCAAAGAUUUGUACGGGUAAAGAUGUGCAUUUUAAUGCUGCCCUUUCAUUUACUGUUCCUGGAGAUAAUAAAAUCCUGUCAAAAAUCCAGUGAAGCUGUUUCUAUUUUUCUCUUCUCUAUAAAAUGUGUGACAUGUAACAUUAGGUUAGACUGAAAAAUAUUCCAUUGUCAUCAGUUUUCUGUAGUCAAAGUAGAAUGAAGUGUAACCCUAUUAACAUGAUCACCGAGGAAAAACAGUGAGUAAUACCUAGAAAACUCUGAAAGAACAAGAUCGCCGAUACAAGUGAUGCAGAUGAGAUUUCUCCAAAGGAUGGCUGGCCUCUCCCUCAGAGAUAGGGUGAGGAGUUUGGCCAAGGGAAAGGGGCUAAUCCUCCACAUUGAAAGGAUCCGGUUGAGGUGGUUCGGGCCCACCAAAAGGAGACUCCGGGACAGACCCAGGAAAUGCUGGAGUGACUGUAUCUCUCGGCUGAUCUGUGAACACCUUGGUGUUCCCCUGACAAGACAGAGGAGAUGUAUAGGGAGAGGGAGGUCUGGCCUUCUCUGCUUUGACUGCUGUCCCUGCAACCCGGCGAUAACGAUGCCCAAUUUCUGGUGUCACAUGCAGAUGAUAAGAUCUCAGAGAAAUCAGGCUGGUGUGGUCAGAGUGUGGUCCUACAAGGUACUGCAAAGGGUGUGUUUUUUUUAGGGCGGUACUCUAGCUCAACGACAAGACAAACUAUCAGAUAUCUCAAGAACAUCACCGGUUUUUUAAUCAUAGUGCAAUUCAAAAGAAGACUUUACAGCUGAUGUUUGUGAAAACUGACAAUGGCAAACUUCACAUCCACUUAUGAUGGAGUGACUGAUCAUGCUGCAUACCUUUGUGAUACUAAUGUUCCUGGUAUCACUGGUCCCUUCUUCAUCUUGAUCUUCAUCCUCAGUGUCAUAGGCAACAGUCUCCUCUUAUGUGUUCUUUUCAUCUACGAGAAACUGAAAAAUAUCACGAAUAUUUUCAUCCUGAACCUGGUCUGCUCUGAUUUGAUCUUCACCAUCACACUUCCAUUCUGGGCCGUUGAUCAUCUACACCACUGGGUCUUUGGUGACUUUGUCUGCAAAUUCGUGACUGCUACAUACUUUGUUGGUUUGUACAGCAGUGUCAUUCUGCUGACUGCCAUGACAGUGGAUCGUUUCAUUGCUGUGGUGCUGCACAAGUUAAAGAUCAAUGAUGCUAAAAGGAAAAAGUAUGCAAUUUGUUCCUGUAUAGCUGCCUGGGUCAUCAGCAUCUCAGCAUCCCUGAGUGAUGCUAUGAAAGUAAAGGUUGAAAGCUGGUAUGGUAAAAACUAUUGCUAUUAUGAAUUUGAAGACAAGCUCAGAGACUAUCUCCAAGUGUCACUGCUAUUCUUCCUCCCAUUUGCCAUCAUUAUUUUCUGCUAUUCUGCCAUCCUCAAGACGGUUUUGCAAGGUUUAAACAGAAAGAAGUUCAGGACUGUAGCUGUGCUGUUGUGUAUUGUUGCAGCCUUUUUCAUUUGCUGGGGGCCAUACCAUAUUAUGCUUUUAAUCAACUCUUUGUAUAUACCGAAAGAUUGUAAGGCACAGAAAACGUUUUAUAUCGCUUACGACAUUUGUGAAAAACUUACUUAUUCUCAUUGCUGUGUAAACCCUCUGCUGUGUAUGCUCUCACAGAAGUUGCGAAAGCAUCUGUUGAAUCUUUUGCGGUGUGAAAAUGUGUGCAGGAAGAACAGAGAGACAGACACUGGUCAGACUGUGGCUUUCACUGCACAGAGAUCUGCUGUUCAGUUGGAACUGCAAAACCUUCCAUUAAACAGCCACUCGUUAAAUUAAACGUUAAUUCAGUCUGUAAAUACUUUCAUACAAUACAGUUUGCAUUUAUUAAAUUUCAUAUUUUCAGCAUAAUCGCCUAAAGAUUUGUAAGGGUAAAGAUGUGCAUUUUAAUGCUGUACUUCCAUUUACUGUUUCUGGAGAUAAUAAAAUGCUGUCA
This is a messenger RNA of Oreochromis niloticus (Nile tilapia), 2057 nucleotides long. RefSeq names its product chemokine XC receptor 1. Bases 887 to 1900 code for a protein of 337 amino acids. Lineage: Eukaryota; Metazoa; Chordata; Actinopteri; Cichliformes; Cichlidae. The transcript is spliced from 3 exons. Gene Ontology annotation, cellular component: external side of plasma membrane; membrane. Gene Ontology annotation, biological process: calcium-mediated signaling; immune response; positive regulation of cytosolic calcium ion concentration. The record is from RefSeq and is a predicted model, not a curated record. Gene Ontology annotation, molecular function: C-C chemokine receptor activity; C-C chemokine binding.